AUGAAGGUGACUUGGAUCAACAAAAUGGUCAAAUUACUCAUCUUGUUCGCACUCUGCGCCGCCGUCGCAGUCGCCAACCCGGUUGUAUAUACCAGGGCUGAUAUCAUCAACAACAGUGGCAAAACCCACCAGCUUUUAGUUGAUAAAGACAACAGAUCGUGUCUUUGCCUCAAGAAUACACAAACUGCCAAGAUCAUCAACAGGGAUGGAGCCGACAUGAAGUUGUUCUCGACCAGCGAUUGCACUGGUAACUAUUCUCAGCUUGGAAAGGGCAAGACUCAGAACAAUGCCCAAUGGAUCAACAGUGUCUCCAUGGGAAGGUCUGGCGUCCCAUCGAUUGGUCCUUAUGGGUGCCCAAACUACUUUAACCGUUGA
Molecule: messenger RNA, 375 nt
Organism: Linnemannia hyalina
Lineage: Eukaryota; Fungi; Mortierellomycota; Mortierellomycetes; Mortierellales; Mortierellaceae
Source: the annotation of a GenBank genome assembly